CCCAUAACUACCUUGGUCAUUGGGACAACGCCCUGACGCGAACGUUGAUACAGAAAGGCUGGUACUGAACUGACGAUAGGGCGACUAUAUCAAUUGGGUCGCAGUAUAUAUAUUUCCGCAUUUUCAAUUCAGCGCAAUCGCCCAUCGCACAGCGCCCAUCGCGACAGAUAUAAUCUCGGACCGAAAAUCAAAGCCGCAAAACCGGAUUGAACAAACUUGCGCACCCCGAGACGUCACUCACGCAAACAUACACACAUACAUACACAAAAGGGGUUUGACGGCGUAUAUCAAGUCGACAACCCAGAUACAGACCAAGACCAAGACCAAGCAGAAUGAAAGACGACGCAACGCCAACAAUGUCAACACCAACAGCAACUACCUCAACCUCUACACCUCCAACAACACUCCCAACACCGACAACGACGACAAUGGCAGACCCAUCUACGCGCGGCUCAAACGGCAUCUCCGUACAAGACUGGGAGCGCAUGAAAUACAACACAUCCUGGUUCCUUGUCAUCGGGUGUCCGAUCGCGCUGGCCCUGCCGCCGCGGAAACUCGACCUCUACUCGUUUGCGCUGACGGGGGGUUUCGUGUUUGGCGCGAAUCAUCUAACCGUGUCGUAUUCGGGGAUGGGCCUGCUGGGCCACGUCGCGGCGAAGACGGGCAUCGGGGGCGGUGCGACGGGCGGGCUGCCGACGGCGCGGGCGCGGCAGGUGCAGGAGGAGCUGAAGCGGGAGAAGAUGCUGCGGAUGCAGGAGGAGUUGCAGGCGGGACAUGAGCGGACGAAGCUGUCACAACAGCAAGGACAGCAGCAGGAGGCAAAUAAUCAGGGGGUGCUGGAAAAGGUGUGGAUGGGAGGGGAGACAGACGGAUGGAAGGAGAAGAGGUUGCAGGAGGAAAGGGAGGCGCUGGAGGAGGGGAGAGGGUAUGGAAGUCUGAUUAUGGAUCAUAUCUGGGAAGUCUGGAACUGGGGCAAGAAGAGCGAGGAUGAGGAGGACUAGGUGGACGUGAGGGGAACUUGUGAAAAGAGGGAGGAAGAAUGGCGGGGGAAGAACAAAAAGAAUGGGCUGAAAGAUGAAAAUAAAAACAAGGGGGGAAUAGAAGGGAAAAAGUCAAAGGGUAUCGGUAGCAUGGCAAACAUUGCAUGCGGGACAUUUGGACAUUGGACAUUUGACAAUCGCUGCUCUAUUUGAUGGCAUUUACUGGAUGGAGUUCUUUUUUUGUCUUUCGGGGUAUCGAUAUCAUUUUGUUAUUGUAUCAUACAAUACUGACAGUUGACCUGCAAACGACAAGGCUGUCGAUUACGUGCAGAAUUCUGUCAUUUAUUUUCUUUGUAAAAAUAAGUUGCGCGGGCAUAGUGUCAGAUAAUAUCCUGUAAUUAAUAUCACGCCAAAGGAAACAUGCAU
Molecule: messenger RNA, 1406 nt
Organism: Xylona heveae TC161
Lineage: Eukaryota; Fungi; Ascomycota; Xylonomycetes; Xylonales; Xylonaceae
Exons: 1
Coding region: 357-1001 (214 amino acids)
Source: RefSeq, a predicted model, not a curated record